CCUGUGAUUAAUUCCAGGCAAAACAAAACAAAAAACCAGAAAACAAUGAAUAGCUUUGUAAAAUGUAAACAUCAGCCGGCUUUGACAUGUCUGCUUUCUAUUUUGAUCGGCAUACAGACAGCAGAAUCUUUAUUUCCUCUGUGACUUGUAAGAGAAGAAGAAGCCAGCCAGAGAUGUGAAUAUGUUUCAACUCACUUUGUGCUAGGAUUUCAGGUUCUACGUUUCAAAAUUGUCCAGGAAACAAUGUCAGGCAAUUUCCCAGGAGAAAUCAUGCAAGAAAUUCUUCUUAAACUGCCUAUUAAAUCUAUAGUACGAUUCACUUCUGUGUGCAAGUCUUGGAACUCUCUCAUCAGAAAUCCUUCCUUCAUUUCCACUCAUCUAAAUCAAACCAUUUCUUCAACCAAACAUUCUUUGUUUCUCCUUAGAUUCUCUUACAAAGAAGAGCAUUUCUCCCUCCAUUUCGAUGACGACGAAUUUAAGGAGUUCAUGCAACUGGAUAAUUACCCUUUAAAAGGCAUAGACAAAUACUUCAGCUUGAUCGGUUCCUGCAAUGGUUUAACUUGCCUUGCAGAUUGUUUAUAUCCUCAAAGCAACGCUUUCAUUCUCUGGAAUCCUUCCAUUAGCAAGUUCAAAACUCUCCCCAAGCCAAACGUCUCCUUCGAAACCCACGGCGAGUACAACGCCAACAUUGGAUUCGGGUUUGAUUCCUGUGCAAAUGACUACAAAGUGUUGAGAAUUGUGGAACUCGCCAAUGAUGAUGAGCCAGUGAUUGAACUAUACUCUCUUGCUGCAGAUUAUUGGAAGAUUCUUAACACAGAAGUAUUGAAAUAUGGUAUUGUUACUUCUUGCUCACAAGCAUUCGUUAAUGGAGUUGUCCACUUCAUCGCCUAUCACAGGAAUAAACAUGGUAGAACCUGCAAGUUUUGGGUUCUGGGUUUUGAUAUAAGCAGAGAGGUUUUCCGGGAAAUCAUUUUGCCCGAAAGUUUUGCAGAGGAGAUUAGGUCUGUGCUUGUGUUUAAGGAGUCAACAAUUGCUUUAUUCACAACAAGCUAUUAUUAUCCUGUGAAGUUCCAUCUGUGGGUGAUGAGGAAGUAUGGCGUUGCAGGGUCAUGGAUUAAGCUGCUGAGUCUUGGGAAUCAAUUGAAAGCAAUACCGAGAGCAUUUGGAUUCAGGAAAAGUGGAGAAUUAGUUCUACAAUUCCAUGGAGGAGAGCUUGCUUCAUAUGAUGGAGAGAGCCAGCAGAUGAAGUCUCUUAGGAUUCAUCAGAAACCAGGCAAUUAUUUUUUUUAUAGUUAUGUGCAAAGUCUUGUGCUGUUUGACAAAGCAAAUUAUGAGCAAUGAAAUUUCUGAGUAGGAAGCAGGGGUUUUGGGUUCUUCGGCAGAGACGGAUUUGACCGUCCGGCGGGUAGACUUAGACAGGCGCCCCCCUCUUUUUUAUAUAUAUAUAUA
Messenger RNA from Manihot esculenta (cassava), 1449 nucleotides. Its product is annotated as F-box protein At3g07870. The coding region runs from base 244 to 1341 and encodes 365 amino acids. The transcript has a single exon. The record is from RefSeq and is a predicted model, not a curated record. Lineage: Eukaryota; Viridiplantae; Streptophyta; Magnoliopsida; Malpighiales; Euphorbiaceae. Gene Ontology annotation, molecular function: protein binding.